Messenger RNA from Cicer arietinum (chickpea), 4524 nucleotides. Its product is annotated as DNA repair protein REV1. Gene Ontology annotation, biological process: error-prone translesion synthesis; error-free translesion synthesis. The record is from RefSeq and is a predicted model, not a curated record. Gene Ontology annotation, cellular component: nucleus. Gene Ontology annotation, molecular function: damaged DNA binding; DNA-directed DNA polymerase activity; deoxycytidyl transferase activity. Lineage: Eukaryota; Viridiplantae; Streptophyta; Magnoliopsida; Fabales; Fabaceae.
CGUACGUUUGAAAGAAGAAGCAGCGACAUUGGUGGUAGACAGUUUUGGAUCAUUCUCUCCUCCAUCGUCUUUUAUGUUCUCAGAUUAUCAAUAUUACAAUGAGUUUGGAUUCGUUUCGUUCCUCCUCAGCCCCUAAUUCCAAACGAACUCUCUCUUUCUCUAAUUCAGCAUCUUCCAUUCGAUCCAAUGAUAAUAACAGUGCUAACAACAAGAGGAAGAAGAUGAAGACCACAGCCACCAACCAGAAAACCUUAGGCGUCGCCUGGGGCUCAAAUUCCUCCUCCUCCUCCCGAAAGCCUCCCUUUUCCGAUUUCGGCAGUUAUAUGACUGAGAAGAAUCGGAAACUACACAAUCAAUUCAACGCCGAAGCUUCCACGUCUUCCUUUAGUGCCUCUACUUCUGGGAAGCCUAUAUUCGCCGGAGUUUCAAUUUUUGUUGAUGGUUUCACGGUUCCCUCCAGCCAGGAACUGCGGGGCUACAUGUUAAAGUAUGGUGGAAGAUUUGAGAAUUAUUUCUCUAGGCAUCGUGUAACACAUAUUAUCUGUACCAAUCUUCCUGACAGUAAAGUUAAGAACCUCAGAGCUUUCAGUGCAGGGCUUCCAGUGGUAAAACCAACUUGGAUUUUAGAUUCAGUUGCAUCUAAUAGACUCUUGACCUGGGUGCCUUAUCAACUUGAACAGCUUCCUAAUAACCAACCAAAACUGUCGGCCUUCUUCUCAUUGAGAAAUAGCAAAAUGUCAGAGGAUACUUUUACAAAUGCCCUUUGUCAAGUAGAGCCAGACAUUGAAGAUUCAUCUGCUAGAGUUGGCAACUCAAAGGAUAGAUAUUCAUCCGAUGUUGCAAAGGUGGUUGAACCUAGCUGGCAAAUCACUAUCGAAGCUGAUGAUGUUGUCUCUGAGAAUACUGAUGCAAUUAUGAUGGAAGAGCAGCUGACUAGUGUUGGAGUUAAAUGUGAUGAAGAAGAUCCUGUAGGAGGAAGCAAUGAUGCCGCUAAAGAUGUGAUGAACUUCCAAGGUGAACUUAAACCUAAUAAUGAAGAACCUUCUACAUCAGUUACUAGCCUCUGCUCAAAUGACCAGAAUGUAAACGAAAUUGCAAGUUCUUCCUCCACCAGGCCUUCUAAACAGUGUCAUUCAACUCUUUCAGAUCCUAAUUUUGUGGAAAAUUAUUUCAAGAGCUCACGGCUCCACUUUAUUGGAACCUGGAGAAAUCGGUACCGAAAGCGUUUUCCCAUCCCGUCUACUGGGUUUGACAAUGAAAUUUCUAACAUUAAUGCCUCUACGGUUUCUGGGAAUGCAGUCGUCAUCCAUGUUGACAUGGAUUGCUUUUUUGUCUCAGUGGUAAUCAGAAACCACCCUGAAUUGUUGGACAAGCCUGUAGCUGUAUGCCACUCGAAUAAUUCUAAGGGAACUGCUGAGAUUUCCUCUGCAAACUACCCAGCUCGUAGUUAUGGUAUUAGGGCUGGUAUGUUUGUUCGAGAUGCCAAGGCUCUUUGUCCCCACCUUGUUAUCUUUCCAUACAACUUUGAAGCUUACGAGGAAGUAGCUGAUCAAUUUUAUAGUAUAUUGCAUCGAUGUUGCAACAAAGUGCAGGCUGUAAGCUGUGAUGAAGCAUUUUUAGAUGUCACCCAUUCAAAGGUUGAAGAUCCUGAACUUUUAGCAUCAUCCAUUAGGAAAGAGAUCUAUGAAACCACUGGAUGUACAGCCAGUGCUGGCAUAGCUGGAAACAUGCUUAUGGCUCGUAUUGCUACUAGAACUGCUAAACCAGACGGUCAAUAUCAUAUAACUCCAGAAAGGGUUGAAGAUCAUUUAAGUCAACUCCCAAUUAAUGCACUUCCUGGAGUAGGGCAUGUUUUACAGGAAAAGUUGAAGACGCAGAAUGUUCAUACGUGCGGACAGUUGAUGAUGAUUUCCAAGGUCUCACUGCAGAAGGACUAUGGAAUGAAGACAGGAGAAAUGCUGUGGAAUUAUAGCAGAGGAAUUGAUAACCGGUUAGUUGGGGACUUUCAGGAAUGUAAGUCUAUUGGUGCUGAUGUAAAUUGGGGUGUGAGGUUCAAAGAUAUGAAAGAUUGUGAGAAAUUCUUAACAAGCCUUUGCAAGGAAGUCUCGUUAAGAUUGCAAUCUUGUGGUAUGCAAGGGCGCACUUUCUCUCUCAAGAUAAAAAAGAAAAGAAAAGAUGCUGAUGAACCGGCAAAGUUUAUGGGUUGUGGAGACUGUGAAAAUUUGAGUCACUCUGUAACGAUUCCUCUUGCCACUGAUAAUGUGGAAGUACUCCAAAGGAUAGUAAAGCAGCUUUUUGGAAAUUUUUACAUAGAUGUCAAGGAGAUUCGAGGUAUUGGCAUGCACGUUUCCAGACUUGAAAGUAGUGAGACCUCAAAGCAAGGGGCAGAAAAGUAUAAUUUGAAAUCAUGGUUCACUUCAGGAUCUGCAAGUAUGGAAAAACAGAAACAUCCUAUUGGUAAUGGUCAUGACAAGCAGAAUAUGGAUGGCACUUCCGUUCUUGAAUCUAGUGCUUUGCAAGGAUCUUCAGUUCAAAUGGACAAUAACAUACAAGAUAACCAAGCUAGUGCUGACCGAAUUUCGACACCACCUCCUUUGUGUCACCUUGAUGCGGAAGUUAUAAGGAAUCUUCCCCCAGAAGUAUUUUCAGAAUUAAAUGAAAUUUAUGGAGGGAAGUUAGUUGAUUAUAUUGCUAAAGGGGAAGGCAUAAGUGAGAGUUCUAGCUCUUUACGAAACUCGCUUUUGGAACAAGAAGCAAUAAACAAGAAAGAGGAGCUUUUAGAUGUUGAGCCGAUUCCUCAAAAAAAUCCAUUAACUAAGAUUGAGGCAAUGCAAAAUGAGGCAGAAGGAGGUGAAGCUGUACCUGAUUCAGGGUCUGGACCCUCUUUUAACGUUACUCGCAAUUCAAGUUUUGAAAAAGAUGAUUUAUUGCCUUCUUCUUUAAGUCAAGUUGAUGGUUCCGUCUUACGAGAAUUGCCUGAGGAUUUGAAAGCUGUCAUUGUUCAGCAGCUUCCUGCACACAGGAGACAGGAGAUUUGCUCCAAUGUUGCUCUAGUCCCUCCUAAUGAAAACCUUCAGGUGGCAUUAGGCGUCAAGAAUUCCGAGAAUCCUGGAUCAACUCAUGUUUUGAAUGAAAGUCUUUGGGCUGGGAAUCCUCCAAAAUGGGUAGAGAAGUUUAAAAUCAGCAGUUGCUUAAUAUUAAAGAAACUGGCAGAAAUGUAUUAUAAGUCAGGGUUGACUAGCACAUUAUCAUCAGUUUUGUACCAAAUUAUAUCUGAAUUCCACCAGCUAAAUCUUGCUCAUCAGAUAUCUGAUGACUCUGUUAACAUCACGUGUGAGCUACUGAAGCAGUAUAUCAAAGUGAAGAUAGGAAAAGAUAUUGAAGAGAUUUAUAUUUGUUUUCGGCUUCUGAAGAGGUUUGCAGCUAAAUCACAUUUUUUCCUACAAGUGUAUAAUGGUGUAUUUCCAUACCUUCAGGAAGCUGUUGAUGACAAUUAUGGAGGAAGUUUGUUAAUAACUCGAUAGUAACACUCAGAUUGUCAAAUUCUUCUAACUAUGGCAAAUUGAGCAAAAUUCUCGGGUUUCUGUAUGAGCCUAUGUGGUCGCGUCGCAUCACAAACCAAUAGUUCUAUCGACCAUGAUUUCCUGCAGGGUGUAAGUACAUUGCACAACAACCCAAUCAAAACAGAGAGGUGAAAAAUUGAAGUAUGUGGUGGUUAUUGGGCUUUCCAGCCGAGUUUCAUUAGUUUGUGCCUCGGUUGCAAUUUGGUAUUUGGGCUGUCUCAAAGCUGGUGUCAUGGCUAAGAUUGGAGGUUCUAAUAGCUGUGGGUAUAAGGGUUUGAGUCACCUUUAGACACGGACAUGGUUUGUCACAGUGAAUGUGUGAGUACUGGAACCGAGUCUUUCAAAAGGCAGAAUAUCAAUUGAUUUUGAGUCAUAUGGCGACCAUAUAGUAUUUUUCAGUCAAAAUAAAGUUCACUAGCUGCAACUAAUGAACCAACCACUAGGUAUCAUCACCAGAUCUCAGUUUUCUCCGUGGAGUAACUUUUGCCACUGCUUAUUGUACUCUGCAACAGUCACUCCUCACUACCACUAUUUCGGUUGCAUUGGGAUGGAAGCAUCGUACAGUGAAGAGAUUUGACCCAGCAGUUUUAUUCUCCAGAUAGCAGCUGAUUAAGGAAUUAUUUGAGACCAUUGAGAGUUAGUUGACUUUGGAAUAAGGACCAUGGUAGACUUCCUCAAAAUUAUUUAUGAAACCAGUAAGCAUCAUAUUUAUCAUAUUUGGAGGAAAAAAUUAAAAUAUAACAUAUUCGGUUGUUAGACCUGUAUCAAAUUCCUACAAAUAAACCGAAUUACAUAUUCAGUUGUAGUAUGUUCAAGUAAAUGUUUAAUUCGUACGAUUCACUUUAAUGAAGAUUACUUGACAAUUGUAUCUUUGGGCAUGUUUGAAUUUACUCUUAGACAAGCAAUUGUUGAGUUGUAAAUUUGGGUGCGCUCUAAUAUAAUUGUUUUUAUUUUUAGACUA